Molecule: messenger RNA, 1152 nt
Organism: Cucurbita moschata (crookneck pumpkin)
Lineage: Eukaryota; Viridiplantae; Streptophyta; Magnoliopsida; Cucurbitales; Cucurbitaceae
Product: cytochrome b561 domain-containing protein At4g18260-like
Exons: 4
Coding region: 109-870 (253 amino acids)
Molecular function (GO): transmembrane monodehydroascorbate reductase activity
Source: RefSeq, a predicted model, not a curated record
CAAAAGCUUUGAAGACCCCUUGUGAAAUCCAUAGCAACCAAGUAAGCAGCUUUCAAGAGUGGGUUCUGCAUUGUGCUUGGUGCCUGUUUCAUCAUAAGCAAAUAAACAAUGCUAUUUUUACAGAACAAAAAGUCCUCUUUCUCCAUUCUUUUUCUCCUUCUUCUUCUCACAUUUCAACCACUCAGUUCAUCCCAACAGCUCAAGAAAAAUGUGGAAUUCAAUACAAGCAAGAAAGAUCACAGCCAGAAGAUUAGUUCCAGCUUACUAUUUGAUAUCACACUCCAUGGAUUUCUUCUAUGGGCUUCAAUGGGGUUCCUUAUGCCGGUUGGGAUUCUAGUUAUCAGAAUGUCCAACAGAGAGCAAUGUGGAAGAAGGCUGAAGUUUUACUUUUACAUUCACACAAUUCUACAGAUACUCUCUGUAUUACUAGUCACAGCUGGAGCAGUCAUGUCUAUCAAGAAAUUCAACAAUGCUUUCAAUAAUAACCAUCAAAGAAUAGGGAUUGGCCUAUAUGGGAUGAUCUGGUUACAGGCAUUGAUUGGAAUUGUAAGGCCAAAGAGGGGCUCUAGAACAAGGAGCCUAUGGUUUUUCAUACACUGGAUGCUUGGCACUGCAGUAUCUCUCCUAGGAGUUUUCAAUGUAUACUCAGGAUUAUUUGCUUACCACGAGAAAACGUCACGAAGGAUACGAAUUUGGACCAUAAUUUUCACUGUUGAAAUUUCUUUGAUUUCCUUCUUUUACCUAUUCCAAGACAAACUGGAGUAUAUACAAAAGCAAGGAGUUAUUUUGGGCAGUGAUUUGGUAACACCUACUGAUCAAGGGCUCUCACCAAAUGACAAGCAAAAGGAACUGCCUACUGAUCCAUGCUGAAGGAGUAAACAGAGUUGUCAAAAGGUUGUUUUCACUAACAUGAGAUUGUUGUCACUCUUCUUAUCAUUUCUCUCUUCUUAUUGGGAUUUGUAAGUUUCAUUUUCUAGAUUUUGUUAGAGACGGAGAGUGAAUGUUAUUGUUCUUCACUCGUCUCUCGUGCUUUCCAAAGCUCGAGGCUCACUUGACUAAAGUGCAAUAGCCCUUUAGGGCUUCAGUUUUUUUUAAGAAUGUAAAUAAAUUUUUUAUAAUGUAAAGGUUAAGAAAAUUGAGUGUUUUUUGAGA